AUGUUCACAGCAAGAAAUAUAGAUUCCCGUUAUGAUCUUCAAAUUUUCAAAGCACCAAAUUUUGGAAUCGGCUGUGAUAUGAGAAUCCUUUCUUUGUCAAAGUACGGCUGGCUCGCUUUUUCUGCUACUGAAGACAUAUUAAAAAUAAGAGUAGAGGUAGAGGUAAAGGUAGUAAACAAGUUAUCUGAAUCACUUCUUCACAAAGAACCUUUUUGUAUUCAUAAAAUUCACCGUGGCCAUCAUACUGGCCCAUUGACCUCAAGAGAAAAUAACAGAGAAAGAAAGGUGGGCUGUCUCUAUUACUCUACCAACAGGUUUGGUCGAUUGCGGGGUAAUGGGAAAAAUUACAAGCAUACCAUUGGGCGUACAUGA
Phycomyces blakesleeanus NRRL 1555(-) is the source of this 372-nucleotide messenger RNA. RefSeq lists its product as hypothetical. Bases 1 to 372 code for a protein of 123 amino acids. The transcript has 5 exons. The record is from RefSeq and is a predicted model, not a curated record. NCBI's taxonomy places the organism in Eukaryota, Fungi, Mucoromycota, Mucoromycetes, Mucorales, Phycomycetaceae.